This is a messenger RNA of Thamnophis sirtalis, 5462 nucleotides long. RefSeq names its product bridge-like lipid transfer protein family member 3A (gene BLTP3A). The record is from RefSeq and is a predicted model, not a curated record. Gene Ontology annotation, molecular function: histone deacetylase binding. NCBI's taxonomy places the organism in Eukaryota, Metazoa, Chordata, Lepidosauria, Squamata, Natricidae.
ACGGAGGAUGGCUGGAGCUAUUAGUGGCCGCGGCGGCAGCUGCAAGAUCCGCGACCGGCUACAAAGAGAAUGACGGGGCACUUGGGGCGAUAGAGGAUCCGCGUCCUGUCUCUGGCCCAGCAUGGCUGGUCUCAUCAAGAAGCAGAUUCUAAAGCACCUGUCCAGGUUUACAAAGAAUCUCUCCCCUGAUAAAAUCAACUUGAGCACUCUCAAAGGGCAGGGGCAGUUGACGAACCUAGAACUGGAUGAAGAAGUUCUGCAGAAUUUGCUGGAUCUGCCCACCUGGCUAGCCAUCACUCGAGUUUUUUGCAACAAGGCCUCCAUCAGGAUUCAGUGGACUAAGCUGAAGACUCACCCAAUCUGUCUGUAUUUGGAUAAAGUUGAAGUGGAGAUGCGAACAUGUGAAGAGCCCAGGCCACCCAAUGGACAGUCUCCCAUUGCUGUUGCUUCAGGACAGAGUGAAUAUGGAUUUGCAGAGAAGGUUGUGGAAGGUAUGUACAUUAUUGUCAAUUCAAUUACCAUCAAGAUACACUCCAAGGCCUUCCAUGCAUCGUUUGAAUUAUGGCAGCUUCAAGGAUAUAGUGUUAACCCCACCUGGCAGCAAAGUGAUCUUCGCUUUACCCGAAUCACUGAUUCACAUAAGGGAGAGGUAUUAACAUUUAAAGAACUCACCUGGCAGACUCUUCGAAUAGAAGCUGAUGCUACAGAAAAUGGAGAACAAGAUCCCCUCACUACCCCUCUAAGACUUAUUACCAACCAGGGCAAAAUCCAAAUAUCACUUAAGAGAAAGACAAAGGAUUGCAAUGUGCUGGCAUCUAAGCUCAUGUUCCUUCUUGAUGACUUGUUGUGGGUGCUAACUGACUCCCAGCUGAAGGCAAUGAUGAAGUAUGCAGAAUCCUUGAGCGAAGCCAUGGAGAAAUCAGCUCAGCAGAGGAAAAGUUUGGCUCCUGAACCUAUCCAAAUCACACCUCCUAUUCCCAGUACCCAACAGUCUUGGCCACAGUCAUUUGGCAGCACCCAUAAAGCUAUCAGCCAGUAUUUUGAGAUGUAUGAUAUGAAAGAGUCUUCCUAUCACCUUCUUAUUUCCCGUCUGGACCUUCACAUCUGUGAUGAUAGCCACACUCGAGAAACAGGUGCUUCCAAACAUGGUAUAGUGGGAGGUGCAAUGCAAUUAACUUUUAGGAAGAUGGGCUUUGACUAUUAUCCUUUCCACUGGGCAGGUGAUAGCUGCAGACAUUGGGUGCGAUAUUGCGAUGCCAUGGAGACCUGGGAACAUUGGGCAAAAAAACUAGUGAAUGAAUUCCAAAACAAGAUGGGAAAAUAUAGUGAAGAAAUAAGUCCUGCCUCCUUUAAAACUGCAGAGAAGGAAUCUCCCUUGAAAAAGAGACAAGAUGCUGUUUCUAGUUCUCCAAAAAGCUCUACAGAGAAGGGCUUACAUCAGAACAGCCCACCACCUCAUACCCUGCUAGGACACCAACGGCCUGCAUGGAAUAGACUCCGAUCCAGUUGCCUAGUUGUUCGAGUUGACGAUCUGGAUAUUCAUCAGGUUUCUACAGCUGGACAGCAGAGUAAGAAACCUUCAACAUUACUUUCAUGUAGGAGGAAGUUAUUGAAUCUUCCUGAACAUACGUCAGCAAUCCAUAUAGUUUUCACAGAGUACUAUUUUCCAGACCACACUACUUUUCCAGUCCCAAGUCCAAACUUGUACUUGCAGAUGAAUGGCUUGGUUUUCACUUUGGACACAAGGAGCAUGCUUUGGGUGAAUUUAUUCUGCCUUGAUCUCUAUCGCAGUCUACAACAGUUUAAAGCUAUAUACAAGCUAGAGAGCUCUGGAAAAAGGGAGGAACACAUUGAUAUUCGAUUGGAUGGCUUUAUGUUAAAGGUAAACAUCCCAGUGGACAAAAAAGUAAUUGAACACCAGGACCGUCCCCAGUGUCUCUCUAUAUCCACAUCAGAAGUGACAGCUACUAAUACAAGGCAUGCACCUCAUUGCAGCUGUUUAGCCCUGCAGAACCUGUUCCGUAGAUUUGCUGCUUCUGAAUUCUUCCAUUCUAGCUAUACCAAAUUCCCUAAAUUUCAGGACAACUUUAGUCUCUUGCAUACUCUCUUUCUUCGUCAUGCAUACCAAGUGGAUACCAAUGUCCAGCAGCACACAGAUUUCUGCCACUUUCCUGGCAAAUCUUCCAUUUUUGAAGAUCUUUGGUCUGUUAAUUUUACCCAGGUGUCCUUGGACUUUGAGGGGACCAAAAGUUCCAAAGGACAGCCCCUUAACUUUAUCUACCCAUUUCCACUCUGUGUGUGGGCUUGCCUCCCAAAGAAAUGGGAACAAGCCCAGGCAGCAAUGCUGAAGGUUUCAUCUACCUCAAACGUUAGACUUAAAUCUUCCACAACUUUUAGUAAUCAUACUGAGAAACAGGUCUUUUCCGGUGAGGAGCAAUUCUGCCAAAGAUCAAAGACUGAGCAGAAUUUGAGAAGUAUCUACCUUACCCCAGAGGCAAAGGAAGUCUUGGAAGAAAGUUGUACUGUUGAUGAUGAAGGAAAUGAUAAUGAUCUGGAAAUAUCUGCUGAUGUCCAUGUUCUUCUGUAUUCAAGUACACAUGUGAAGGUGCAACUCAAUCAUUAUCAAUAUUUGAUGCUACUUCGGAUGAAAGAAGUACUACAGACUUUUCAAGAGCAAUUUACCCUAGAUACCCAGGAAAUAACGGGGUCGCCUUUAGAUUCCAUAACCACUUGCAUAGGCAUCAUGUUCAACAGUACUGAGGUAGCUUUGCUAAUGCAUCCUGUUCCUGGUUCUUCACUAGAACCGAGAUCUAUAGAUUCAGAUACUACCAGUCUAGUUGAAUCUGAACUCUCAGCUUCAGAGAGUAGGGAAAGACUAAUUGCUGAAAGCAAAGAGCCGAAGUCAGAUGUUAGCUCCGAGAAGGAAAAUAGUAGUCCCAUAAAAAUGUCAGAAGAUACUGGAACUGAGAAUACAGAUAGAAAUAUGACUGCAUCGCAAAACGGAAUGGUGAAAUCUCAAACUGAUGGAUCUUUGACGGAAGAAGAAUUUCAUAGUCAAGCCACUGGACAGAGGAGUCCUGUAGAAGAAGCACAUGAAGCUGAAGAAAUCCUUGAUGCAGAAAAACAGUAUGAGCACAUCAACCUUCCUAAGACUUCUGAAGUUCUUCCUUCCAGACCAUCUUCCAUUGUAGAUCCUUUAGGUGGUAUACAUGUCUCUCUUAACGGGCAAGAAGAGUUGAUUCCAUUGAGAAACAUGGAGUUGGAGUUAUGUAGUGCAUUGCAUAUAACAAAGGAUGCCACCAAGGAAGCCUUGCAUGUUACAAUGGACCUCACUAAAGAAGCCGUGUCAAUAACAAAAGAUGCUUUCAGCUUGAGCAAGGAAAAAAUGGCUUCCACUAUGCAGAAAAUGCUGUUCCACCCCCAAAUCAACAGAGAUCUUUCACCAAAACCUGAAGAGGCAGCAGUGAAUCAAGUAGGAAGUAAUAGUGAAAGUGCACGUUUCUCCUCCAUGAAGAAGACUGCUUCGCAACAUUCCUUUGAUACCAAUUCAUUAGAUGGCAGUGGUCUUGAAGAUAGACUGUCAUUAGAUAGUGAUGGCAGUGAUGGCUUUGUUAUGCUUAUGGAUUCAGAGCCCAGUCUUGAUCUUCUUACCUUAGGACAACUUCCCCAGAUGCUUAAUGAUAAAGACAUUAGACCAAGCUCAGUGGGAGACGAAGAAAGAGGAUCUACGUGUGUUAACAGCUCAGCUUCUCUGAGUGCACAGGACCCUACUACUCAGUUGGUUUCUGUGCUGGUGUUAAAGACAAAUGAAUUGAAUUGUGUCAUAGAAUCCAAGAGGAAUGAUAUGACACUUGCUCUUCAAGUUAUGGAACUAACUCCUGAACAUUUGGGAAAUAUCAGCAUGUGGCAGUAUCUGCAGAAUGCUCCCACAGGAGAUACAAACACAGAGAGGUCUACAACUACUGAAACUAUCCAAACCCAACCUGAGGUGUGCUUACGAUAUGAAAUUGGACCAAGUGCUGCAGUGCACUCACCUCUGUCUGUCCAAAAUGGGUUUUUUCAUAUGCUGAUCCAUAGCUAUGAGACAGAACUGCUGACAUCAUCUCUUUCUAGCAUUGGACUCUUCCUUGAAGAUGAAGUCAUUCCUGAAGUUAUUCCCAUGAAGAUUGAGAUUGUGAAUACCAAGAUUACCUUAAAGGAUGAUAGUCCUCGAGUGUAUCAUACCACUCCUGGUCCUGUGCCUAUAAUUUUAGCCAUGGACCACCUUGUUCUUCAUUGUAAAGAUGAUGGAAUGUUCUUUAUAACAGCUGCAGAGACAGAAGAAUCUUGUACCCAGAAAGCACUCCAGAAAAAUCUUAAGAAACAGCGUAUUCCAGUAGAGAGAAUCUCUAUAACUUCAGCGGAAAGUGAUGAUGAAUCAGAGUUGAAAGCAGUAUUAACUUUGGAGAAAGAGUUACAGGAUACUCGGAGAGAUCUUGCAGAAGCCAAUCAGGACAAAUUACGCCUGCUUCAGGAAAUCAAGAAAUAUGAUCCUCUCUUCCAGCUUUGACAACAACGAUCUGAGCAAGAGAUGCUCAGAGCAUUCCGAAAUUACUACCAGCAUUGAAAAAGUUUGCUUGUUAAAAGCAAACCAGUUAAUUUGUUCAUCUUCAUUCAAGAGCUGCUAUUUUGAAAACAGAAGCAGAAUGCCAUUACAAGAGAAGGAAGCGGAGAUGUAGCAAGAAAGUACAUGGGAAUAAGAUGAACGGGAGACUGGAUUUAGUAGUCCAGCUGUGUCUGGAAAACAUAAAACUGUACUCUAGCUAAAGCAUGGCACUAUUGUCAGUUGAAUAGUGAGAGAAGAAAAAAAAUUACUUGAGUUAUCAUAAAGCGGUGCUGAUGAACAUCUUUCUUGCUGUGAGCUGUUUCUUAUAGGUAGGUGUUGCUCACCCUACACCAAAGAAAUUACAUUCUGCUUAGCUCAGGCCUAAUUAGGGAAUUUUGCUAUAGCAACAUGAGUUUGAAAUAUGGAAUGAAGAUAGUUAUAGGCCUAGCAUAGGAAAAAAAGUGCCCAGAACAGAAAAUACAAAAUCCAUCAUCUUACUGCUCUUAAGAGAAUUUCUCAUGAAAUUAUAUUUUCCCUAAUCUCCUUUCCUUAUAAUAUUAUAACAUAUUAAUGCAGUAUUGAUACACUAACCUUACUGGUUCUUAAAGUCCACCUCCUUGUUAAAAUGGAUUUACAGCCAUUUUGGAAUAUAAUUUGAUGAGAAAGUGCCUGACUAAACAUUUUGUCCUUAUUAAUGAAAAGAUAGAUAACUUUAUUUUCCAUAAUAACUAAUAAUGUUGGAGAGGCUUGGAAAUGAGAUCUGUUAAGUCGCUUUAGGUCAUAUAUUUAAGGAAUCUGUUUGGUAAAUAAUGAAUCAAAAACUUUCUGCAAGAUGUGGAAUGCUGGUAGAAAUUGUUUUAGCUGCAGAAUAGUUGUU